Octopus sinensis (East Asian common octopus) is the source of this 1343-nucleotide messenger RNA. Its product is annotated as sulfotransferase 1C2-like. Gene Ontology annotation, cellular component: cytoplasm. Lineage: Eukaryota; Metazoa; Mollusca; Cephalopoda; Octopoda; Octopodidae. Bases 305 to 1201 code for a protein of 298 amino acids. The transcript is spliced from 5 exons. Gene Ontology annotation, biological process: sulfation. The record is from RefSeq and is a predicted model, not a curated record. Gene Ontology annotation, molecular function: sulfotransferase activity.
UGCUGUUUAAUAAUCGAUGUCCGAGCUGUCAUUUUUAUUAUACAGUCACACAACAAAAAGGCAGAUAAAACGAAUAUAUAUUUUGUACGUAAACAGAAUAUUAGGCAAUUGGAGUUCUUUAUGAAACAGAAAAAAACUCAGUAACAAGCAUACACACCCGUUGGGAAACAGUAUCGUCAACACUAACACCACUACCACAACCAACAGCGCAAACUGUUUAUAUCACAAAUCAGCUGCCACUAGAAUUUGCUACAUCAACCGCAAUCAGUUUUACUAAUAUUACAAAUAGCUACACAAACACAUUAUGGAUAAGAAAGCUGUCGGAACAGUAAAUGAUGGACUCACUAAAGUAUAUGACAGAGCUGGAAUAUCAUAUUUCGUUUAUAAAUAUCGGGGUCACAAUAUGAUUCCUAUACCUGUAGUGGCGGAGAAUUUAGGGAAAUUAAAUUCACUCACAAUUCGAACUGAUGAUGUUUUAAUAUGCAGUUACCCAGGAACAGGUUCCCACUGGUUGUUUGAAAUGACGAAUAUGAUACUAAAAGAAAAAAGCGAAAGAAUAUCGACAAUUAAAGAAGACCAUAUGCUGGAAAUUUCUAGACCAGAAAUGCUAGAUGCCAUUGAUUCACCUCGCUUACUGCAUACGCAUUUACCUCCUGAUAUUAUUCCCGAGGGUCUUUUGAAAGACCACAAAAUUCUUUAUCUGACUCGCAAUCCUAAAGCUGCAUUUGUGUCAUACUUCAGACACAUGGCAGCACUUGAUGAAUAUGGAUACCGAGGAACUUUGGAAAACUAUUUGGAAAAGCUUAUGAAUGGAGAAGUGGUCGGCGGGCAAUUUUUCGAAUACACGCAUGAAAUUUGGCGCCUGAUUAAAGACAAUCCAAAUGCUAUAGUAAUAACUUAUGAAGAAAUGAAAAAGGUUCCCUUUGAAGUAGUGUCUCGCAUUGCCAAGUUGCUCGGGAAGUCUAUUAGCAACCAACUAGCUGAAAACAUCAUUGACAUGUGUUCGUUUGAGAAGAUGACAUCCGAAAAAAGUACCGAGAGUUCCAACUUUACAAAAGAAUUGUUCCGGGACAAUGGAUCUUUUUAUCACAAUGGUCAAAUUGCGACUUGGAAAAAGUGGUUAACUGUAGAACAAAGCGAGAGAAUAGAUGCUUGCAUCCAAUCACAGCUCAUUGACCAGGGAAUCAAUUUAAAUUUUUGAGUUAUUUAAUGUCUUUUAAGUAAGGGUUCGUAACAUUAUUUACAAGAGAUUGUAAACAAAUAUCUGAUGAAAAAUAAUCUAUUUUAUUGGAAUUAUUAAAAUAUUUGCUUUGUUUCAAUGUGUUAUACUCAAUAAUAAAUAA